This is a messenger RNA of Cryptotermes secundus, 7892 nucleotides long. RefSeq names its product neurobeachin. The coding region runs from base 177 to 7892 and encodes 2571 amino acids. The record is from RefSeq and is a predicted model, not a curated record. NCBI's taxonomy places the organism in Eukaryota, Metazoa, Arthropoda, Insecta, Blattodea, Kalotermitidae. The transcript is spliced from 39 exons.
CGGUUGGUUCUAGAGAAAACAUUGUCACGGCCGCUAAUUAGGAGUUUAUAUUUCCAUCGGCAGAUGGGGAUUGGUGUUCACAAGUAUAGGAGUGUUGCUACAUAAACGAAGUACUCAUUGAAGUGUUCAGAAGACAGUGAUAAGACGAGAUGAACAUCUGAACGCUUGCCGUUCUGAUGAGUCCCCCAGUAGUCGGGAUGGACUCGCUAGAGCGUCUCAUGCCAGCUCUUGCAGCCGCCUCUUCAGCCGGGAGCAGCAGUAACAACCGCCCCCGGGGCUCUGGCUCCAGUACAGCCCUUGUACCUGCCGGAAUUGGGUCAGCUUCCGUGGUCACUGCCUCCGCCAUCGGCCGCAAGGGGCGCCAUCUUACGGGCACGUUCUGUCUGACUGGAGAUACAAUGGAAGGCAUCAUACAGUGCUUGGUCUUCCUCAAAGCAUUCUCGCUUGUGGGAGGAGAGUUUGACAUGGAACUGAAUUUCGUGAUCCAAGAUGCACAGAACAUCAAACAUAUGCUGGAGCUGCUGGACCAUUGCCCUUCUAACCUGCAGGCUGAGAUCUGGAGCGUCUUCAUUGCCAUCCUACGGAAAAGUGUACGCAAUCUUCAGGCCUGCACAGAUGUGGGGCUCAUCGAACAUGUGCUGGCCAGACUGUCCCAAGCCGAGACUGUUGUGGCAGAUCUUUUGAUAGAGAUGCUGGGAGUUCUGGCGAGCUACAGCAUCACUGUGAAAGAGCUGAAGCUGCUUUUUGGAGCAAUGAAAGCUAUCAAUGGAAAAUGGCCAAGACAUUCAGCUAAGCUGUUGAAUGUUCUUCGUCAGAUGCCACAAAGAAAUGGACCUGACGUUUUCUUCAGCUUUCCAGGGCGGAAAGGUUCUGCUGUUGUAUUGCCACCCCUUGCUCGGUGGCCAUAUGAGAAUGGAUUUACUUUCACCACCUGGUUCCGUCUGGACCCAAUAAAUUCCGUCAACAUUGAGAGGGAGAAGCCGUAUUUGUAUUGCUUCAAGACCAGCAAAGGGGUAGGCUAUUCAGCACAUUUUGUUGGAAACUGUCUUGUGUUGACAUCAAUGAAAGUGAAGGGGAAAGGAUUCCAGCACUGUGUGAAGUAUGAAUUUCAGCCCAGAAAGUGGUACAUGAUUGCUAUUGUGUACAUCUACAAUAGGUGGACAAAAAGUGAAAUCAAAUGUCUUGUUAAUGGACAGCUGGCUUCUAGCACAGAAAUGGCCUGGUUUGUUUCUACAAAUGAUCCUUUUGACAAAUGUUACAUUGGUGCUACUCCAGAACUGGAUGAAGAACGGGUAUUCUGUGGUCAGAUGUCAGCCAUCUAUUUGUUCAGUGAAGCGCUUACAACACAUCAAAUCUGUGCCAUGCAUAGGUUAGGUCCUGGAUACAAAUGUCAGUUUCGGUUUGACAAUGAGUGCAACCUUAGCCUGCCCGACAAUCACAAACGGGUGCUGUAUGAUGGGAAAUUGUCAAGUGCCAUCGUGUUUAUGUACAAUCCUGUAGCAACAGACAGCCAGUUGUGUCUCCAGUCAGCACCAAAAGGAAAUAUAUCAUACUUUGUUCACACUCCUCAUGCCCUCAUGCUUCAGGAUGUGAAGGCAGUCAUCACCCAUUCCAUCCACAGCACUCUGAACUCGAUUGGAGGCAUUCAGGUUCUUUUUCCACUGUUCUCACAACUCGACAUGCCUUAUGACUGUGCCAUUGGUUCUACUGAUGCGAAGCGUGACCCUUCUCUUUGUUCAAAGCUGUUGGGUUUUAUCUGUGAACUGGUAGAGAGUUCCCAGACAGUUCAGCAGCACAUGAUCCAGAACCGAGGAUUUCUUGUCAUCAGUUACAUGCUCCAGCGAUCAUCCCGGGACCAUCUUACAACAGAGGUGCUGGGCUCAUUCCUUGGACUUACAAAGUACCUUGUUACAUGUCUCAGCUCAAAUAGUGAACUGCUGCUGAAACAGCUGCUGGACCAUGUGCUCUUCAACCCAGCACUGUGGAUCUACACUCCUGCUCCCGUCCAGGCGCGCCUAUACUCAUACCUGGCCACUGAAUUCCUGUCCGACACGCAGAUCUACUCUACUGUGCGGCGUGUGUCAACUGUGCUUCAGACUGUGCACACACUCAAGUACUAUUACUGGGUAGCUAAUCCACGUGCCAAGAGUGGUAUCACACCCAAGGGGCUUGAUGGACCACGUCCUCCUCAUAAGGACAUUUUGGCAAUUCGUGGUUACAUCCUGUUGUUCCUGAAGCAGCUGAUUAUGAUUGGCAAUGGUGUGAAGGAUGAUGAGCUGCAGAGUAUUCUCAACUACCUCACCACCAUGCAUGAAGAUGAAAACCUUCAUGACGUGCUUCAGAUGCUGAUUUCCCUCAUAUCAGAGCAUCCAGCUUCAAUGGUGCCAGCUUUUGAUGUGAAGCAGGGUGUGCGCACAAUCUUCAAAUUGCUUGCCGCUGAAAGCCUGCUGAUCAGGCUCCAGGCUCUGAAGUUACUGGGAUUUUUCCUCAGCCGCAGCACACACAAGAGAAAAUAUGAUGUAAUGAGUCCACACAACCUCUAUACUCUUCUGGCUGAACGUCUGCUCUUGAAUGAGGAAACGCUCACCCUUCCAACAUACAAUGUCUUAUAUGAGAUCAUGACAGAACACAUCAGCCAGCAGAUUCUAUAUACACGCCACCCUGAGCCUGAGUCUCACUUCCGUCUGGAGAACCCAAUGAUUCUGAAAGUGGUGGCAACACUGGUGAGGCAAUCAAAACAGACUGAACAGCUGCUAGAUGUGAAGAAGCUAUUUCUUUCUGACAUGACUUUACUGUGCAACAAUAACCGCGAAAACCGGCGCACAGUGUUGCAAAUGUCUGUCUGGCAGGAAUGGUUAAUAGCAAUGGCUUACAUCCAUCCCAAAAAUUCAGAAGAGCAAAAGAUUUCAGACAUGGUGUACUCACUGUUCCGCAUGCUUUUACAUCAUGCCAUCAAGCAUGAAUAUGGUGGUUGGCGAGUGUGGGUUGACACCCUGGCCAUCGUCCAUUCCAAGGUCUCAUAUGAGGAAUUCAAGUUGCAGUUUGCUCAGAUGUAUGAACAUUAUGAGAGACAGCGAUCAGAUAACAUCACAGAUCCAGCCGUCCGGCAGCAACGUCCAAUAAGCACCAUUUCAGGUUGGGAUCAACAGCAUACCAAUGGUUACCACACAAGGCCUCCAAUCGCAUCCUGGCCGGGACCAGCACUGCCACUUCAAGAUUCACAGCCCUCCAGUGCGGCAGGUUCCGCAGUUUGUAGCUGUGACCUUGGGGUUCGGGAGAGUGGGCCCCCAAUCCAUGAACCUCAGCAACAGGCAUCUCAGGGAGGUUUGGUAGGCUCAGUGGCCUGUAGCUGUGAUUUGGAAUCCCCUGGGGGACUUGGGGACAAGUGCAGUGCAGACGGAUUGCUAGGGCUAGAGGAAGAGAAAGUGCCCAGUGAUAUUGUGUCCAUAGGUUCAAGUACUUGUAAUCUCUACAGUGAAGUGUGCAAACCAGAUUCAGCACUUACUCUGGAGGAUGAUAAUCCCUCAGAUACUGAAGACCAUGGGGAGUGUUUGCCAGCUUCUGAGGAUCAAAUUGUACCUGAUAGUGACCAGGGACAGGUUUAUCCAGAAACACCAAUAAGUGAACCCAGUAACCAAGUACUUAAAGAAAAUGCUUGCAACAGUCUUUCAGAAGAAAUUGUAUUCAAAGAAAAUGAGCAACAGUCUGAAAAUAUUGAAUUUGUAACGUCAAAAACAGCCAACGAAAAUGUUGAAGUUGACAAUAUUUCACAAGAAAAAUCAUUAGAAGAACUCAGGAAAGAAGAUGACAAAGAGCAGGGGUGUCCAAUUGAUGGUAAUAAUUUACCUGCCCAAGACAAGCAAAACAGCAGCAACACAGACAUUUCACCAAAAGGCGUUUUAGAUGCAGAACAGCUCAAGAAUGAAGCCAAGACUGUUACUCAUGUGGCUGCUUCAAAGUCUGAAGAUGGUAGUCCUGCAGUUGAAAACCUUGUUGAAAGUUUUGAUGAAGCAGUUGAAUUGCAAGAUGAGCAUACCAUCAAGGAAGAUGUUGAACUUCUGAAUUUAGUGAGCAACGAAGUAACUGUUCAAGUUGAACGUGAAGUUGGUGACAGUGAUACAUCAGAAGCAUAUUUGACACCAACAGAUACUGCUGAAACAAGCACUGAAAAGAAGGAGACUGAAGCCGAGGAAUCUGAGGAAAGCAAGCCUCUUGAUUCAGAGGCAGAUGUAGGGGUUGCGAGGAGUAGCAAUGAGAGCUCCAUAGAAGAAAAGGCCAGUGGAGAAGAAGCUGUGUUGAUCCUUGCCAAAGACAGUAAGGGAAAUUGCUCAAGUAGUGCUGAAACUGCUGACAUUGAGGUUGAAGCAAAACUAGAGGGUAAAGAGUGUGUGAAAACAUUGGAAAGUGGAGGGGAUAACAGUGAAGGUCAGUUUCAGGGCAAGGAUUUUAAAACUGUUGAUCAAGAAGAGGUGGCAUGUAUUACAGAAGACAGUGAAUCUGUCCUAGAUGAAGGUGCUGAGAGCACAGUGGAGUCAUGUGAAAGUAAUGAAAACUUGUUGGAUGAUGGGAUUGGAAAGUCGAGUGACAGGGUGGCAGACAUUCAUGCCAAAAGUGUGCCAGAUACUACUAAUUCUUUCAAAGUGCCAAAUGUUAUUAGUACUGCUUUUUCUGAAAUCAGUACAAAGUGUGAUCCAAUCAGAACUGAACACCCUGUCCAUGAUGCAGGAUCCAACUCGUUGGAGGAAGAUGUGAGUGUGGAGUUAAGGAAACAGGUCUCUAAAGAAACGGAAGAAGAACCAGUCGUUCUACCAGCUAACACUAGAAACUCACCACAGAAGAGGCCGCACAGUGCAUCCACCUCCACUCAGGUUGAUCCUGUUCACUUUGAAUCAAAAUGCCUGAAGGCAUGUCAGGUGGUGCAGAGCUCAUCACGUCCUAUGUUCAGUCCAGGUCCAACAAGGCCCCCGUUUCGUAUUCCUGAAUUCAAGUGGUCAUACAUCCACCAGCGUCUGCUUUCAGAUGUGUUGUUCUCAUUGGAAACAGACAUCCAGGUCUGGAGAAGUCAUUCAACAAAAUCAGUUUUAGAUUUUGUCAACAGUAGUGAGAAUGCCAUCUUUGUUGUGAACACAGUCCACUUGAUCUCCCAGCUGGCAGAUAAUCUCAUCAUAGCAUGCGGAGGUCUUUUGCCAUUACUUGCUUCAGCCACAUCACCAAAUAGUGAACUCGAUGUGAUAGAGCCUACACAAGGAAUGCCCAUCGAGGUUGCAGUUUCAUUUCUGCAGCGCCUAGUGAAUAUGGCCGAUGUCCUCAUCUUUGCUAGUUCACUCAAUUUUGGUGAAUUAGAGGCUGAGAAGAACAUGUCAAGUGGUGGUAUUUUGCGUCAGUGUCUGCGACUGGUGUGCACUUGUGCUGUGCGUAAUUGCCUUGAGUGCAAGGAGCGUAGCCGUCCAUUCCCCACCCUCUCGCCACCUGCACUCAGCAGCAGUAACAACAGAGCAGCUCAUCUGCAGUCACUGAUCCGUGGUGUUCAGGCAUCUCCAAAGCAGGCAGUGGGCACUGUCAAACAAAUCGCUUCAACACCUCAGCCAUUGCCAGCCACUUUGAAGUCGAAAAAAGGAAUGCAGUAUAUUAAAAAUAAUAUUGUGGAGAACUUAGUCAGUCAGUCAAGUCCUGUGAAAGAUCCAGAGAAAUUACUGCAAGACAUGGAUGUCAACAGAUUGCGAGCCGUCAUCUACAGGGAUGUGGAGGAGACCAAACAAGCACAAUUCCUGGCCUUGGCCAUUGUCUACUUCAUCUCAGUAUUGAUGGUAUCCAAGUAUAGGGACAUUUUGGAGCCCCCAUUAUCACCUCGGCCACCAAGUCCAGCAGCACCCACAACCACAACAUUGCGUAGCAAUGGAGGGUCACAUCAUAGAGGCAGCACAAACAGUCCAUCAGAGGGGGGAGCACGGCCUUUGUUCCCCCAGUGGUCGCAUCAUGUAUACCCUCAGUUCCUACCUGGAUCGCACCCCAACGCCCAGCAUCAACCCUUCCUGCGACAUCGAAAUCCUUUGUUCAAAAAUCACAACAACAACAACAACAACAACCACAUCAUCAUCAACAACAACAACAACAAUCAUGUGCCAACUAGAUACCAUAGAAACUCGACUCUUGGUCAUCAAGCUCAACCAAGGGGCCUUUGUCAGCAAUUGUCUCAGGAAGAUGGAGAGUAUGAGGUGAUUAUUGUUGAUGAGAACAAUUCAUCCAUUUUGGCAGAUCCUGACACUCAUUCUAGUGGGCCACCAUCCCUUAAGGGUAGCACAAGGUCGCGAGCAUCUUCGCAUGCGUCUUCGCUAAAUCAUCCUUACGAUGUAGAUCCAAGUGAUGGUGUGCAGAGAUAUGCCAGACUACCACCCCCUAACCUGCACUCCAAUAAGAGUGGUGAUUCAGUUGAGGAGGUGAAUUCCAUCAACCUAAAUCCCACAACAGAGAACAGUAUGGACAAUGAAAUUCUCUUAGAUGACAAUAAACCUGCUUCCAAUGAUGAGAGCUGGACUGAUGUGAACCUCAAUGAAGAUGGUGACCCAAUAACUAGCAAGGAGGACCACAGAAACAUCCAUAACAUGUCUCAUUCAAGAGGCAGUAUGGUUGAUGCUGAGGGCAAUAUGGAGGGUGGCCUUGGGAAUGCGGAGAGAGGAGAGAAGCCAAUGGGAGAGAUCUCUGUGGUAAGAGUUCCAGAUGGCCUGUGUCCUGCUCCGACUCAAGCCCGACCUGAUGAAUUGCCCAUUAAACCUCUUGUUGAACAUCUGGCUGUACCUACACCUUCACGUGAAGCCUCACUCACUCAGAAGUUGGAGAUGGCCCUUGGAUCAGUGUGUCCACUGCUGCGAGAAAUUAUGGUUGACUUUGCACCUUUCCUUUCCAAAACACUGGUCGGCUCACAUGGGCAGGAACUCCUUAUGGAAGGGAAAGGGUUAACAACGUUCAAGAACAGCAACUCCGUUGUGGAAUUGGUGAUGCUACUUUGCUCACAAGAAUGGCAGAAUUCUUUGCAGAAACAUGCUGGUCUUGCCUUCAUUGAGCUUAUUAAUGAGGGAAGGCUUCUGUCUCAUGCUAUGAAAGACCACAUUGUGAGGGUAGCCAAUGAGGCUGAAUUCAUUCUCAAUAGGAUGAGAGCUGAUGAUGUUCUGAAGCAUGCUGAUUUUGAGUCUCAGUGUGCACAGACUUUGCUGGACAGACGGGAAGAGGAACGAAUGUGUGACCAUCUUAUUACAGCUGCACGUCGAAGAGACAAUGUGAUUGCUAGCCGACUGCUGGAGAAAGUUCGUAACAUCAUGUCCAAUAAGCAUGGUGCUUGGGGCUAUAUGGAUCCACAUGCAGCCAAACUGAAUGAGUUUUGGAAACUGGAUGCAUGGGAAGAUGAUGCUAGGCGGAGGAAACGUUUUGUACACAAUCCUCUUGGAUCAAGUCAUCCAGAAGCAACAUUAAAGGCAGCUCUUGAACAUGGUGCCCCUGAGGAUGCUAUUCUUCAGGCUCGUGAAGAAUUUCAUGCACAUCUUGCGGCUUCACGAGGACAGCAGCAACAGAUGCAGUCCACUGACUUAAUGGAUGACAGUGAACUUCUAGCAGAUGAUCGUGAUCUUGACGUUGAUCUCACAGGUCCUGUAAAUAUCAGUACAAAGGCCCGCCUUGUGGCACCAGGAGUGGUUGCACCAGGAACUGUCUCCAUUACUUCAACUGAACUGUACUUUGAGGUUGAUGAAGAAGAUACAGAAUACCGCCGGAUUGACCCAGAGGUUGAAGGUGGUGUUCUCGCCAUCAGUCCCAUUGAAUAUGUAGGCUGGCUUGAUCCUAUCAGCUUACAUGGUGACAGGCCUGUCGCAUAUGAAUUGCAGUGUUUUCUAUCUUUGUGA